Messenger RNA from Helianthus annuus (common sunflower), 1240 nucleotides. RefSeq lists its product as uncharacterized. The transcript has a single exon. Lineage: Eukaryota; Viridiplantae; Streptophyta; Magnoliopsida; Asterales; Asteraceae. Bases 214 to 1101 code for a protein of 295 amino acids. The record is from RefSeq and is a predicted model, not a curated record.
GGGUUGGCACGACCAGGUUUUAAAAGAUGAAAACAGGACGUGACAUUCACGAAACCCGCCCCACUCGAUUCUCAUUUCCUCUGACAAAAGCUGUUGUUCUCAUUACUCCCCUUUUAUUAUUUUAUUCUUUUUUCAAUUCCAUUUCCAUUUCUCACAUACUAUUCAAAAUCCCAUCUUAGAUUUCCUUCAAACAAUGACCAUUUCACCACAAAAAUGAAAGAUUUCCCGUCUUGUUUCGGUGAAAACGGCGUACAAGUCGCAGAUGCAUCCUGCACCAACGCAUCAGCGACCACAACCGUCACUAAAGCGUCACAAAAUCUCGUCACUAACGUUUACCAGACCAAAUUAGUCGGUAAAUCUCGUCUAAUCAUCGUCACUUGGUUUAAGAAUCUUGUGGGUCAUUGUUUUAGCGUCGAAAUUGACGAUCUGUCGGGUAAAAGUUUGUGUAAACUUGAUGUUAAACCCUCAAUAUUCUCCAAACGAAAAGGGUCAAAGUCAGUUGAAGUUGAUUUUGUUACAAUCGAUGUGUACUGGGACCUUACCAGUUGUAAAUUCGGAUCCGGACCCGAACCCAUUGAGGGUUUCUACAUGGGUAUUGUUUGUAAAGACGACGUCGUUUUGUUGAUUGGGGAUCUGAAGAAAGAUGUGUUCAAGAAAACCAAAUGUUUAUCCAAUUCAAUGCGGUUGUUGAAAAGGGAACAUGUUUUUGGUAAAAAUGUGUUUGGGACUAAAGUUCAGUUUAAAGAUCAUGGUCAGAUCCAUGAUCUUAGAAUUGAAUGCGAAGCAUUCGGGCCCGGGCCCGAUGAACCAUGCCUUGUGGUUCGAUUAGAUUCGAAGAUAGUGAUGCAAGUGCAGCAUUUGGUGUGGAAGUUUAGGGGGAACUGUACCGUUUCAGUUGAUGGGCUCCCUGUGGAAGUGUAUUGGGAUGUGCAUAAUUGGUUGUUUGGGUCAUCAACUGGAAGCGCGGUUUUUAUGUUUCAAACGUGUCCGGGUUUUGAGAAAAGUGGCGCGUUUGCUGUGGAUCGGGCGAUGGUUAACCCGUGGUCGUGUUCGCAGAGUUCGGGUUUUUGUUUGACACUUUAUGCUUGGAAGAGUGAAUGAGUGAGAAUUUGAUUUGUUUCAAUCUUUUGGUUACUGAUUUUGUGUUAAGUUUAUUAUACACCCUGAUUAUAUUUGAUCUUUGCAAUCUUGAUCUUGAUUAUGAAUACUAAUUAUCUACAUUGUUAUUGUUUAUAUGUCA